This is a messenger RNA of Xenopus tropicalis (tropical clawed frog), 954 nucleotides long. It is a transcript of the gene or5do3, whose product is annotated as olfactory receptor family 5 subfamily DO member 3. Gene Ontology annotation, cellular component: plasma membrane; membrane. Gene Ontology annotation, biological process: G protein-coupled receptor signaling pathway; detection of chemical stimulus involved in sensory perception of smell; signal transduction. The transcript has a single exon. The record is from RefSeq and is a predicted model, not a curated record. Lineage: Eukaryota; Metazoa; Chordata; Amphibia; Anura; Pipidae. Gene Ontology annotation, molecular function: olfactory receptor activity; G protein-coupled receptor activity. Bases 1 to 954 code for a protein of 317 amino acids.
AUGGUGGGUAUUAUGGACUAUCGAAAUCAAACUUUGACAAACCGAUUCAUCCUACUUGGACUUACAGAUAUACAAUACCUACAGGUUUUUUAUGUCCUAAUAUUCUCAGUUAUUUAUAUAAUCACGGUUUUAGGAAACUCCCUGCUUAUUAUUGCGGUGCUUAUUAAUGUACACCUGCAGACACCCAUGUAUUUUUUCCUUACCAACCUCGCCGUUAUUGAUAUCUGCUGCGCUUCCGCCGUUGUGCCUGAAAUCCUCGUAAACACCCUAUCUCUGGAUAAAAGUGUGUCACUUGCAGAAUGCGCCUUGCAGAUGUUUUUAAGUCUGGUUCUUGGAACGACAGAAUGUCUAAUACUGGCUGUUAUGGCCUACGACAGGUUUGUCGCCAUCUGUAGACCAUUACACUACAAUGCAGUCACGAACAAGAGAGUUUGCAUUUUAUUGACUGCCUUCUGUUGGAGCAUUGGCUUUAUCAACUCUACCAUCCACAUGGCGUUAACCUUCCAGCUGCCUUUUUGCAGGUCUCACCAUAUUGACCAUUACUUCUGUGAGAUUCCGCCUAUUUUGCAGCUGUCUUGUAGCGAUACGUGGUAUAAUGAGGUAUCCGUGUACAUCUCUGCAUGUUUAAUUGUGAUUUCUUCCUUCUGUUUGACUCUUGCCUCCUACAUUUAUAUCAUCUCCACCAUUUUCCGAAUCCAUUCAACUCAAGGAAGACAGAAAACUUUCUCCACUUGUGCAUCCCAUCUGACGGUGGUCUGUAUGUACUAUGGCACCAUUAUGGCCAUGUAUUUGGGCCCUCACUCUGCCUAUUCUCCAGAAAGAGCCAAGAUUACAUCCAUUAUUUAUACAUCUGUAACACCAAUGUUGAAUCCCAUCAUAUAUAGCGUAAGGAAUAAGGAUAUCAAACAUACCAUAACAGUAAAAAUGAUAAAGAAGUGCGUUGUGUGGUUUUAA